AUGAAUCAUGAAAUUGCUGAAAUCACUGAAACAAUUGCAAAAAUAAUGGCAGAAAGAGAUCAUCUAGCUUCUGUGUUGUACAAGUUAAACUAUCCACAAAAGGAUCGGAGAAACCGCGUCGCGAGUAAAGAGAAGAUAGUAAGGGAUUUACAUAUGAUUCUUGAUGAAUUGAAUUUGUUGAAUAAAAAAUCAGCUAAGGGAAGAUGGUUCAAUGAAGAGCUUGAUAAAGAUUCUUUGAAUUCUUUGGUGCUACAACUACAUGGGAGCAAAAGCUUGGUUGAGGAGAAAAAAAUUCUGAGGAAUAUAAACAUUCAACAGAAAGAUGAUGAUUCAUUCAAAUCACUAGAAGUGCUUAAGAAAAAGAUUAGAUGGAGUUAUUACUUGAAAAAUUGGCAGAAGCUCUUAAGAGAAAUUGAACAAUUUCAAAUCCAAUGUUUGGAAAGAGUUUCUGAUAAUAAUUUUGAGAAGAGAAAUAUUUCCAACUAUGAAUCCUUGAAGAAAAUUAUAGAAGUUGAAAUUAAGGUUCUAUGCGAUGACUCUUUGGAAAACAGAAAUGAAGGGUUGAAAUGUGGGAUCAGAAUUAGACAUGCUGCGAAAGAAUUAGAAGCUAAAAACCAAGAAUUACAUUCCUUAAAAGAAAUAUUGUCGGAGAAAAAUAAGAAAAAGGUCGAAGCAUAUCAAAGGAUUUUGGAAUUGAAGAAAUUGUAUAAUGAGGAGAUUCUCCACUAUUAUCAAUAUUGUUCACUUAUUAACAAAGUCCAACAGCUGGUUGAAGGAAAAGAUGUAGCAACCCUUGAUGAAAUGUCAAGUUCAGAGGUUGGGAAGUUUAUGUUAGAAUGGAAAAAUAAUAAGGCUUUUCGAGAAGAUUAUGAGACGAAGGUUCUGCGAUCAUUAGAGAGACGACAACUAAGUAGAGAUGGACGAAGAAGACCCGAUAAAUCAUGUACUAUUAUAAAAUGAUUGUUUAGUGUCAUUUUAAUAAAAAAACAUUUAUUUU
Messenger RNA from Trifolium pratense (red clover), 997 nucleotides. RefSeq names its product proton pump-interactor 1-like. Lineage: Eukaryota; Viridiplantae; Streptophyta; Magnoliopsida; Fabales; Fabaceae. The transcript is spliced from 7 exons. The record is from RefSeq and is a predicted model, not a curated record. The coding region runs from base 1 to 960 and encodes 319 amino acids.